This is a messenger RNA of Chara braunii, 7256 nucleotides long. The record is from the annotation of a GenBank genome assembly. Lineage: Eukaryota; Viridiplantae; Streptophyta; Charophyceae; Charales; Characeae.
CUAAUAAGUCCAAGACUGCAUCUUGUCAGUUGUUGAAGUAGGAUUUGCAAUGAUUGCAUGCAAUUGUUGUGUCAGGGCAGGGAUGGAAAAAUCGUGAAAUUGGUUUUUGCCUGAGUGGACUCUAAACUGACCCUGACCCUGAAGCGGUCUGUUGAGACUGAGCACUCACUUGCUCAGACUAACCAAUCUUCUCUCUCCAGGCAGGUGACAACAAUUGAGUUAGUACUGAAGGGAAGUCUCAAUUCCUGUUAUCUCUUGCGUUGUCUCUGAGUGUUUGUUUAUUUUAUUUAUCUGAAUUGUGGGAAGAUUCAAAAUGGUUGAUGCAGGGAAGGCAGAAACUUCUGAAGUCAAGCCUCAGAUUCCGCUGGACCCUUUAGAGGCUGAACUGCAGGCCCAGGAGGAGAAACUUCGCCAGCAGGCCCAGGCAGUUGAGACUCUAAAGGCUGAGUUGAAGAAGAAAGAGGAAGCAACCCAGAAAGAGGCAAGGCGAAAGUUGCUGAUUGCAGAUGUGGAGAAGAUCAGGCGGCCUAAGCUGACACCGCCUUUAGCACCAUUUGAGUUUCAGCGGCCUAAGGUGACACCGCCACCCAUGUUCUCAGGCGAGGACCCAAAGGUGGAUGUGGCAGACUGGGUUGUUGUGCAGAGAACCUACCUGAGUGGGUUCAAAUGUGAUGAGGAUGUGAAGGUGUCAGCCAUCCUCGCUCGCUUGGAGCGAUCAGCACUGAAAUGGUGCACCGCCACCUCCAGCAAGCAAGGAGUUGCAUCUUCAGGGUCUUUCACUUUUGAAGACUCUGAGUUGGAUGCGACGUGGGAGGAGGAUGAUGCUCAGUGUAUUGCUGAUUUUUUCCUGUCCUUGCAGGAGAAGAAGAAGCAUAAGUCUGAACUCAUCCUGCUUCGACCCUCCAUCCUGGGAGCCAAGAUCAAAGGGUUCUUAGACUGUGGGGCUACUCGCAACUUCAUCUCCCCCAUGACAGUUAGCAAGCUGCACUUGGAUCAGAGAUUGGUGAAAUUGCGACAGCCUUUGGAGAUUGACCACGCCCGUCUGUUCGUGGCUUAUGUCAAACAGACUGACAUGGAGAUUGCUCCCUGCCCCUCUCAGAUGCAGCAGGUUGUGGACAAAUUCUCAGAUUUUAUGGAGGAGCCUACUGGACUUGUCCAUAGGAAGACCAAACAUAAGAUUGAGAUCCUACCUGGUUCGGUUCCCCCCAACAGUCGGGUCUACAGGAUGUCUCCUGCUGAACUUGAAGAGCUCAGGAAAGGGUUGGAGACCCUGACCAGCAAGGGCUGGAUCAGGCCCAGCACAUCUGAAUUUGGGGCACCAGUCCUCUUUGUUCCAAAUGGGAAUGGUGAGUUCAGGAUGUGGGUGGACUAUCGUGGUCUCAACAAAAUCAUGAGGAAGUCUACAGAGCCCCUUCCUCGCAUUGAUGACCUGUUGGAUAUGGUGCAGGGAUGCACUAUCUUUAGCAAGAUCGACCUCAAAUCUGGUUAUCACCAGAUUGAGAUGGUUGAAGGCGAUGUCCACAAGACAACCUUCAAAACCAGUUAUAUUAGCAAGAAAGGGUUGCAGAAGAUGCGCCUGGGCCUGAAGGUCCUGAAGUUAGAUCAGCCCGUUGUAAGUAAGCUAGCGGAGAAUAGAGAAAUGGUAGUAGAUAGCUAUGUUGAAGGGGUUGGGGCAUACUUCCGGUUGGAGGCAGGGGGAAAGGUGGAACGUGUUCUGCACUCCUUGACACUCUUAAUGGAGUACAGUCUCCCUUUUGACAUGAUACUAGGGACUGAUUGGGGUGAGGCCGCCGAUGCAGAUGUGAAACCAGGUCCACAAGCAUUGGACAAGAUGGACAAGGAAGUGGGGAGGGCGAAUGGGGCAGGGCUAGGCAAGGGACAAGGCCAGAUCAGACAUCAGGAAUCGGGGUCACGGGCAAGGGUGGCUGUAGCAGGGGUGUGUGUCGAACAAGGUGGCGAGGUUGUAGCAGGGUUUAAGCAAGGGUUCAGGGUUUUAGCCAAGUGCAUGGAAGAGUUGUUUCCAGAAUUGGGAGAGGAAGCGGGGGUCGCGAUCACUGAUGAUAUUCUCGGGGAGGGCGUGGUGUCGGGCGACAUGGUCGAAGAAGAGAAUGACAGUCUUUGGCAUUGCUUUGACGUCGGCAAGGAUAGAAGGCCAAUGGAAAUAUCGGGAGAUGGUGUCAAAGGUUUUCUGGAAACCAAGGUGGCCAGCGGUCUUGGCGUCGUGGUGCUCGGCCAAGAGCUGGGUGCGGAGGCCACAGGCGUCAGGGAUGCAAAGUCGGCGAGUGCCUUUGGUCUCGGGGACGGGGUCGAGGUCGCGGAGUUUGUUAUAGAUGGUGGAGAAGUCUGGGCAAGAGAGGUAUCCUUGGGUGUAGCAAUGGCGGAGCGAUGGCAGGAGCUGGAUAUGGGUCAUGGCGGCAUAGACUUUCUCGGGGGGGUUGUGAUCGGGGCGGCGGGAGAGGGCAUCGGCAACGUGGUUGCUCUUGCCAGGGGUGUGACAAAUGGUAAAGAAUUUCUGGUCGCGGAGGAUGGCGAGAACUUGGCGGAGAUGAUCAAGGUGGGACUCGAAGGUGGGGCUAAAAGCAAGGAUGUCGUCGAGGUAGAUCACGACACAGACUUCGAGGAGGUCGCGAAAGAUGUGGUUUAUGGUGGAUUGGAAUGUGGCGGGAGUGUUGGUGAGACCGAAAGGCAUUACGAGAAACUCGUAGUGCCCGAAGCGGGAGCGAAAGGUGGUUUUGUGGGUGUCCUCGCGGAUGCGGAUCUGGUGGAAGCCACUGCGGAGGUCGAUCUUGGUGAAGUAUUUGGCUCCACGGAGGCGAUCAAGGAGUUCGGAUAUCCGGGGAAGCGGAUACUUGUUCUUGAUCGUGAUCUGGUUCAAGGCGCGAUAGUCUGUGCACAUGCGGAGUUCCGAGGUGCCGUUUUUCUCGACGAAGAGACAGCUGGUACCGAAGGGGGAGGAACUAGGCUUAAUGAAUCCAUUUUCAAGGAGUUCAUUGAGAUGGCGCUUCAUUUCUUCGGCCUCGGGGACGGAGAGUUGUUAUGGGGGGCGGCAAGGGGGGGAGUGGCCGGGCUCGAGAUCGAUGGUGUGGGAAACACCUUGGUCGGGAGGUACUCCGGCGGGCAAGGAUUCAGGAAACACCUGGCGGCAACGGAAACAACCGCCGUUGGUCUGGAGGAAGGCGCGUUCGGCAGGGGUGAGCUUUUUGAGACGAGGGGGUUGGGGGGAGGAGGAAGGCUGGGAGGCCAGGCGUUGCCGUUCCAUCCUCAUGAGAUGGACAGCCUGGAAGUCUUCCUCGGUGAAUUGGGCUGGGUCAAGGGACUCGGGAGAGGAAUCAAAGCCGUCGUCGGAGACCAUGUUGUGGAAAAACCGGGUGUGGUUGGGGGCGGCUGGUCGUUGAGAGCGGAGGUGAGGAAGGCGAUCAUGGUGGAGAAGGCGGGUAAGGAGAUCGGUGAGAGGGAGCUUGGGCUCAUGGGUGAGGGCUGUGGCGAGGUGGGGGAAGCAUACCCGCUUGAUGAGGGAGAUGAAGACGUAGUCGGGAAUGAGAGUCAACGGGAUGUGGAGGCGGAGGGAGCGAACGUAAUGGAUGAAUCGCUCGGUGGGGCUGGUUUGGCGGAGGUUGCAAAAUUGAUUGAUGUAGUCAUCGAUGGUCUUUUGUGGACGGAAGGUGGCGGUGAGAAGGUCGGCCCAUUGAAGGAAGGUGAUGCGGGGAAGGUCGUUGGCUCGACGGUUGUUGGCUUUGGCAUUUUGAAUUUGAGAGAGGAAAAGGAGGACGUCCUCGUGGGGGAGGCCGGAGAACGUCGCGAUAUCGGUGGCGCGGAAGGAGCAGGGAAUGUCCCCGUUGCGGGGGAUGAUGCAAGCGAGGUUGUUGAAGUUGCGGUCGUCGGGAGAGGUGUCGUAGUAGGUGUGAUCCUGACUGCGGUCACCAAGGAGGUACCAAGGAGGAGGUUGGGGUAUGGCGGGGUAAACGCCCGAAAGGACUUGGGAGCUCAGACAUUGGAAGAGUUCGUACGGUCCGUGUACAACAGGUGGCAUGACCCGCAAGGAGCUCAGAAGGCCACCGAUGCUAUCAACAAUCUUUGUUCCCGCAGGUUCAAGAAUGUUAGAGAGCUAACGGACACCGUAAAACGUUUACUCGUGGUACCUGGUGUGCGUUUUGACCAGCAGGUUCUCCUGACGGACUACCUAAGGUGCCUACCUGUAGAGGUAAGGACCAAGCUGGUUGAUGAGGCCUAUGUCGAACAGCACAGCUUCGCUCCUUUUAGUAAGAAGGCUCUGGACAUAGAGGCAAAGCUGGGAUCCGCGCAUCAGGCAUCUCAUGAUGGUAGGAAGAGACUUCCCCAGGACUGGAAGAAGAAGGGUCAGUUGAUGUUCGUUGACCAUGAUGGUCAAACGACGGAGAUUGACGAUUUCCCAGACCUUGGGGACGCGACAGAGCAAGAUGGGGCUAGCGUGGUAAAAAGGGAGGUUGUCCAUGCAAUAGAGGUUGUCCCAGGUAGUAAGGUGUCUAGAGGACGAAGCUAUAGGAUGUCUCCUGCGGAGUUAGAUGAGCUUCGCCGCGAGCUCAAGGAGCUCACAGAGAAGGGAUGGAUCCGGCCUAGUACCUCCCCUUACGGUGCGCCAGUUUUAUUUGUCCCAAAGAAGGGAGGUCCAUUAAGGAUGUGCAUUGACUAUAGGGGCCUCAAUGCCAUCACCGUAAAGAACGUCGAGCCCCUACCCCGCAUCGACGACCUCUUGGAUAGAGUGCAGGGAUGUCGGUACUUCACCAAGAUAGAUCUGAAGUCCGGAUACCAUCAAAUUGCCGUUAGACCUGAGUACCAGCACAAAACCACAUUUGAGACCAGGUACGGUCUGUACGAGUUUGUGGUGAUGCCCUUUGGUCUAUGCAAUGCACCUGGUACAUUCCAGCACGCGAUGAACAAGAUAUUUCAUGAGUACUUAGACAAGUUUAUCGUCGUGUACCUCGAUGAUAUUCUUAUCUUUAGUAGGACUGUAGAGGAGCACGCUGAGCACUUGAAAAUAGUGCUUGGUCUCUUACGACAGCACCAGUACAAGGUAAACUUGGACAAAUGUAAGUUUGGUCGCACCAAGAUCUUGUACUUGGGUCAUGAAAUCUCAGCAAAAGGAUUGAGGCCGGAAGAUGCCAAGGUGGCCAGCAUACGUGACUGGCCCAAACCUCAGACAGUUACUGAGGUCAGAUCGUUUUUGGGGAUGAUGGGCUAUUAUCGUUCGUUUGUGACCACAGAUGCCAGCCAAUAUGGCAUAGGCGCGGUCCUUGCGCAACAGGAGGGGCCAAAGUUGAGACCGAUCGAGUAUAUGAGUAAAAAGAUGCCUUCCCAGAAGUUAGCUAAGUCCAUGUAUGAGAGAGAACUCUACGCCCUGUACAGAGCACUUGUUCAUUGGAGACACUACCUCCUAGGGAGAUUCUUCAAUGUGAGGUUGGACCAUGAGACUUUGCGCUGGAUUAAGACACAGCCUGUUCUGUCGGACGCACUCAAAAGAUGGAUUCAAGUGGUAGACAUGUAUGACUAUCAACUUGAUCCUAUCAAGGGUAUGUACAACAAAGUGGCUGAUGCAUUAUCGCGAAGGGCAGACUAUUUGGGCGCUCUAGUCACUGAGUUUGGCAUAUCUGACGAACUCACUCGAUCGUUGGUGGAAGCCUAUCAGGGAGAUCCAGUUAUGUCAGAGAUCAUCCGUAGAUUCCAAGCAAAGGACAAAACGACUUUGGACGAAUUUACGAUGGUAGAUGGCUUGCUGUUUCUCGAGAAGGCAGGGAAUAAAAGAUUGUGUGUCCCGUAUACGGAAACACCCGUUGUGUUCCUGGAGGUAUAUGCGUUCUGCGGGUGUGAGUUUUUGGAGACGACGGGGUGGAGAAGCAGAAGGCGGUCGGGGGGCACGAUCCUGGCGUUCCGUCCGCAUAAGGUGGGUGGUCGGGAGGUCCUCAAUGGUGAAUUGGGAGGGGUCGAGAGAGGCAGUGCCAAAGUCGUCAUCGGAGGUGGGUGGAGUGGUGUUGUUAUGGAAAAAGCGGGGGCGGGAGGGAGCGGGCGCGGACUGGUGAUGGGGGUGGAGGAGUUGAUCGUGGUGAAGCAUGCGAGAGAGGAGGUCAACGAGGGGCAUGUAGGGUUCGUGGGCGAGGGCGGUUGCAAGGUCUUUGUAGCAUACUCGCGUGAUGCGGGAGAUGAACGCAAAGUCGGGAAUGAUGGUGUUGGGGAGGUGAUGGCGGAGGGAGCGGAUGUAUUGGAUGAAGCGGUUUGUGGGACCGGUCUGGCGGAGGUGACAAAAUUGUCCGAGGUAGUCAUCGAUGGUUUUCUGGGGGCGGAAGGUGGCAGUGAGAAGGUUGGCCCAUUGGAGGAAGGAGUGACGCGGUCCUCCGGAGGCACGACGGUUGCUGACUUCGGCCAUCCACCAUUUGGCGGCAUUGCCGAGGAGGUGGGAGGUGGCAAUGGGAAGGCAGUGGACAAGGGGCAUGUGGUGGAGGUUCAAAGAGUUUUGAAGUUGGGUAAGGAAGAGGAAAACGUCCUCGUGGGGAAGGCCGGAGAAGGACAUGAUGUCGGUGGAUCAGAAGGAACGGGGGACUUCCCCUUCGCGGGAAACGAUCCGGGCGAGGGUGUUGAAGUCGAGGUUAUCCAGGGUGGUGUCGUAGCAGGUGUAAUCGAAUUGGCUGUUGUCGUCAAGGAGGUAGUUGGGGGGAAGUUGGUUGAGGAGGAAGGGUUGGUGGAUAUGGUGGUGGAGGUGGUAGGAGUGGAGGAGGUCGGCGGGGGCGUGUUGUUAGAGGCGGCCGUGGAGGAGGGAGUGGUCUGCGUUGUGGAGGAGGGAGGUGCGGCCGUGGUGACGGCCGUGAUGGAGGGGUUGUUCCCUUCGAGCGUGGUGACGCGGUCGGAUAUGGACGACAUGGUGGCCUUUAUGUCGUUGAGAGAGGCGGUGACGGAUGUUUGGAGGGUGUCGAGUAUGUGGAGGAUGGCGGAGAGGUCGGGGGUGGCGGUGUUUGCUGGUGUUUGUUCGCCUGCGAGGUUGCGGGCAAUGCCAUCGACCGAGUCGGUGCGGAUGUCACACAUGUUGAUGGAGGAUGCGGCCAUGUCAGGGGAAGAGGGGGUGGAGGACACGACCGGAACGGAUGUGGAGGAUGCAGCAGCAGCAGUGGAGGCGGCAGUAGCGGUGGUGUUGGCGGCGGUGCUUUGGGAGUUCUUGGGUUGGCGUGGUGGCAUGUGGAGGUGGGGGGGGCAAUCCCUUGUUUAUUGAUCAACAAAUUCAAAAAUAACGA